AUUUUUUUAAAAAAAUCUUUGAAUAUGCUAUUUGGGAUAUCUUAUAAAUACACAUAAAAAUAAGCUAGAAAAUUUUUGUUAUACAUAAAGAUAGAGAAAAUGGGAGAAUUGACGCUGAUUGCAACACCCCAAAGCUCUUAUUGUGCCAGAAUUCAAUGGACACUGAAGCUUAAAGGUGUGGAAUAUGAAUUCAUAGAAGAAGAUUUACUAAACAAAAGCCCUUUGCUUCUCGAAUCUAACCCUGCUUAUAAAAAAUUCCCAACAAUUCUUCAUGAGGGCAAACCAUUAGCCGAGUCCCUUAUCAUCCUUGAGUAUAUUGAUCAGGUUUGGAAACACUAUCCCUUGCUUCCUCAUGAUCCAUCCGAUAAAGCCAUUGCUCGUUCAUCCGCUAAGUUUGCUGAUGAAAAGGUACAUACAUGUUUAAUUCAACUACAUACCUUUUUUUUUCCCCCCUAUGUAUGCAUGAUGUUCAUAGUAUGUGAAUUCUCUUGUAUUCAGCUUAUAGUUGAAGUAUGGGAAGCUUUCAAAUCAGAAGGAGAGAAAAAGGAGAAGGCAAUCAAAGCUGCUGUGGAAUCAUUGGCAACUGUUGAUAAGCAGAUUGAAGGAAAGAAGUGUUUUGGUGGAGAAAGAAUAGGGUAUUUGGAUUUAGUAUAUGGUUGGUUAGCUCACUGGCUUAAUGUUAUGGAAGAAGUAGGAGGCAUGAAGUUGCUUGAUAAGGAGAGCUUCCCAUCACUCCAUCAAUGAUGUCUGAAUUUCAUCAAUAAUCCAAUCAUCAGAAAAUCCAUUCCAUCCAGAGAAAACCUUGUCAAAUACUUAAAAGGAAGCCUCCGCUACCACCGUGCCCUAG
Ziziphus jujuba (common jujube) is the source of this 847-nucleotide messenger RNA. RefSeq names its product glutathione transferase GST 23. Gene Ontology annotation, molecular function: glutathione transferase activity. Gene Ontology annotation, biological process: glutathione metabolic process. Lineage: Eukaryota; Viridiplantae; Streptophyta; Magnoliopsida; Rosales; Rhamnaceae. The record is from RefSeq and is a predicted model, not a curated record. Gene Ontology annotation, cellular component: cytoplasm. The transcript has a single exon. Bases 100 to 744 code for a protein of 214 amino acids.